GUGGAGCUGUCGGAGCUUCCGGCGAUGGCGCGACGACCGACCCAACGUCGCCCGGUAGCUCGGGAGCAGCAGACGCUCCCGAUGUUACGAGCAAGAGAGCCUUUCUUUCAGCGCUCACGGCCUCAGCGACAACCGUGUUCCCGUUCCUUUGCGAGGUCCUUGAGCAGCACUUCCAAGCAGCCCAGAAGCUAAGAUCCGAACCGCUACCACCGGCUGCCGGAGGCGGCGGCGCUGCCGCCGCCGCAGGUGGGAACCCUACAGCCUCUCCCGAGCAGCAGCGUCGAGAUCAGAUCGCGGCGCACGUCGGCGCGCUGUCCGCGGCUCUGGGCGCGCUGAGCACCUGGGUUGAAUGGGUGCCGAUGCGCCGGCUGACGGCUAGCUCGGUGCUGAGCGCCUGCUCGUUCUUCAUCCGUGAGGGCACUCCGUCGCUGCGCAUGCAGGCCCUGGACGUGCUGCGCCAGGUUACUUGGCGCAAGCGGGCCAAUGAGACCCCCGCCGACUACAUCACCCUCAUGGACGGAGUGGGAGGUGCCCUUCUGGGGGCCACCGCCGCCCUGGGGCUGCUGCUGAGUCCCCAGGACCCUUUGCCUCCUGCCAUGAUUCGCGAGCUGGGCUACGGCGGCUCCCAGGCGGAGUUCGGUGCCCGCGUGUUGGAGGUGGUGGAGAGCCUGGGGGAGGGCCACUUCCGUACGCUCUCUGAGGCUGAGGGCCGCCGGGCCGCCUUCCUGACGCAGCUGCUCACCUUCACUCGCCACCCCUACCUGCGCCUGUCGGGUGGUACGCUGACGCUUUGGCAGCAGCUCCUGAGGGAGGCCUCCCCACAACACGCGCUUGCGGGUGGCGGUAGCGGGGGGGCUGCUGGCGGCGGCGGUGGAUCUGGGGGGCCUGGGGCGGUACAUGCUGGUGGUGGUGGUGGUGGUCAGAAUUCACCGACGAGCGGUAGUGGGAGUGGGAGCAAGUCUGGCUCGUCUUAUACUCUGCCGGUGGAUGUGGUUUCGGAGCUGAUGCGAAUGCUGUGUGGAGCCAUGGUGCUGGUGGUGCCGACUGCCGACCCGGGGGUUAACAACGUACCUGACUGGUGUGACAGCCACGCUGAGUACAAGGAGGUGGUGGUAUCGUUCCGGUCCCAGGCCAAGGCCAUUCUGCGCCUAGCUGCUUCGCUGGCUCCGGAGCAGGCCUUGCAGGCGGCGGGGACGCUGCUCAGCUCGGCGUUCGCGGCAUGUACGGCAUCCGUGGCGACGACGGCGGCAGCGUCGUCGUCGACGGCGCAGCUGGAGGCCGCCGUACUGGUCCUGACGGCGGUGCUACCGCCGCUGUGCGACAUGGCAGCUGCGCCGUUGGGGGUGUCGACGGGCGGCAGUGGCGGCGCCGGCGCGGGAGCUACGGGACCAGCGGCGGUGUCACCGGUGGCUCAGGCAGCUGCGGCGGCGCUUGUGGGGGGUAUAGCGGAUAUGCUGCAGGCAGUGCUGCGAGUGCGGCUUUCUGACCCGCGGCACAUGACCCUGCACGCCGAGGCGAUAGAGGCGUUCGGUUGCUUCCUGGCGCUACGUCCCGACCUGGCUGUGCCCACUGUGAGCUGCUGUCUGGAGGUGAUGAGGCUGCUGCCCCUGGAGGCCCCCGGUCAGCUCCCUCCCCCUCCCCGUCAGACGCCCGAGUGGAGGGCGCAGUUCGAGGCGCGACUGGCCAUGGCGAAUGUGCUGCUGGGCCUGGCUAGGGCCGCCCCUGGAGCUCUUGUUCCGCACCUCUCCGCGCUGGUGACCGAGAUAUCUGUUCUGUGGGAGCGGGGGUUGCUGAGGGAGGGGGAGAGGGUGCUGCUGUGGGAAGGCCUCCUCGCCGCCGCCUCCGCCGCGUCCCCCCUGGCGUUCGUACAGGCCUACAUGCCGCUCGUUCCUGGGGUCGCCGGUUCGGCUGCUGCGGGCUCCGCAGGGAGUGGCGGUGUCUCUCCGGGUAAGCCCUCCCUGGAGCUAGGCGCCCGGGAGCGGCGCUGGACGCUGUAUCACCAGGUGACGCUCCUGGAGCGCGCGCUGCGCCGCACGGCGCCCGCACCUGUGGCCGCGGGCGGCGGCAGCGGCAGCGGCAGCGGCGGCGGCGCCGCCAGCAGUCCUCCUCCCGGUUCCUCCGUGGAGCACCCCUUCAGCCCCCACCUGGAGUGGUGUCUGCCGCCUGUUGCCAGGCUGGUAGCGUGUAUCCACGCCCUAGCUGACCCGCGGGUCAGGCCCUCCCUGGGUCCCCUGUCCCUGGUGAACGAUAUGGACGCCCUGGAGCGGGCGAGUAGGCUGGGGGAGGAUAGGGACCUGGUUAAGGCAGUGGAGCAGCCCGAGCCGAGGUGCGUCGCGGGAGCCAACACCGCGGACGGCCGUUACUUCGUUCGCGGCGUCCGGGAGUGCUGUUACAUGGUGCUUAAUUUGGCAACCCUGCAUUGCGGUCCGGCCUUGUGGCGGUCCAGUCAGCUGGCGGCGCUGCUGCCAGCGGCGGUGGCAGGAGGGGCGGCGGCGCUGGGAGACUGGGUUGUACGGCUGCUCGUACGGCAUGUACUAACACCGUGGGCGCAGCGCUGCCCGCUGUCCAGGGCGGGGGUGUGGAUGGUGCCGUUGUGCAGUGCGUUCCUGCCUCACAUGCACGACCGGCUGAGUGGAGGAUGGGCGGCCAUGCAGGCGGCAGCAGCAGGAGGGGGGGCAGGGAGCGGGGGCGGGGCGGCCGCCGGCGGAGGCAGCAGUAGCCGGCCCGGGGUCAGGGGGGCCGGCGGCGGCGUCACCUGCUCCUCGGGAGCCCCUGGUGGUCGUGGUGCUACUGCCGCCGCCGCCGCCGCCGCAGCAGUAGCAUCAGCCGCAGCAGCGGACGCUACUUCGGAUGAGGUCCUCCGGGACUUGCUCUUGCGGGAGCUGAGUCGCGAGUACCUUAGCUUCCUGAACGCCCUGGUCACGAGGCGGCCUAUCGAGGAGCCGUCAGGCGGGGUGGGGAUCCCGGGGGGAGCCGCCCCUCCAGGGGGGCCCAGUAGUGCAGGGGCCGUUGGGGCGCUGAUCAACUCACGAGUCAGCGCCAACGGCGGCGACGGCGCGGUACCGCAGGAGAGCAUCCUGGAGGUGUUGCUGCGCACCCAGCCCGCCGCCGCUCAGUGCGGGCUGGUGACGGGGGUGGCGGCGCUGUGCUGGCCCGACACGGAGUCCGCCAGCCGGGCGGUUAGCUUCUGCAGGUCGCUGCUGGCGCUGCAGACACAGAGCCUAGGAGCUGGCGGGCUGCAGAAUGGCGGCAGCCCCGGCAGCAGCGGCAGCAGCAACCCGGAAUUGGAGGGUGUGGUGGUGGGGGCCGUCACCCGGUCCGCGAUCAGCAGCCUGGGAUUGGUAUCCACGGUUAUGGUGCAGGCGCAGGUAUUGGAGCUCCUCCGCUCCGUGCUGGCCGUUUACCUGCCUCCUAACCAGCCUCAUUCGGCCCCGCUUCGUGCCGUACUGGGGGAGCUGCCCGGGGUGACUCCGCAGGUGUUGGACAACUUCACAGCUAGUUUCUGCGGUACCCAGGGGGACAAGGAGCAGCGGGUGCUUAUCAAGAAGCUGCUGGCGGCUGUGGGCGGAGAGGAGGUCCGCAAGCUGCUGGCCGCCGUGUCCAAGCUGCCUGGCGGGGUGUCGGCGGUUCCGGAGCCCAAGCAUCGGGAGAGGGGACCCAUUCCGGACGUGACACCGCAGGAUUGGGGGCUGCCGCACUUGUUCGACCUGCCGGAUGUACUCUAG
This is a messenger RNA of Volvox carteri f. nagariensis, 3725 nucleotides long. RefSeq lists its product as uncharacterized. The transcript is spliced from 20 exons. Gene Ontology annotation, biological process: RNA export from nucleus; protein export from nucleus. Gene Ontology annotation, cellular component: RNA nuclear export complex; cytoplasm; nucleus. Gene Ontology annotation, molecular function: RNA binding; nuclear export signal receptor activity. The record is from RefSeq and is a predicted model, not a curated record. NCBI's taxonomy places the organism in Eukaryota, Viridiplantae, Chlorophyta, Chlorophyceae, Chlamydomonadales, Volvocaceae. The annotation marks the transcript as partial.